Messenger RNA from Bactrocera neohumeralis, 3448 nucleotides. It is a transcript of the gene DIP-gamma, whose product is annotated as lachesin. The record is from RefSeq and is a predicted model, not a curated record. The transcript has 13 exons. Gene Ontology annotation, cellular component: neuron projection. NCBI's taxonomy places the organism in Eukaryota, Metazoa, Arthropoda, Insecta, Diptera, Tephritidae. The coding region runs from base 1932 to 3206 and encodes 424 amino acids.
ACGCAAUCGGUUCGCAGCACGCUUGGUGGUCGCUUAGUAUCCAGUGUGUAGUGGAAGUAUAAAAAUGCGCGUCGCAAACGCUUGAAAGGCGCUUCGCAAAUUUACGAACGAACGCGUGCGGUAAAAGCGAAGCGAGUGUGUCGUCUACUGACGAGUCUACAACAACAGCUUUUGUAAUUACUUCAUGUAGGCAAACUUUCGAAUGACAGUGUUGCCAACAAACCAGAAAAAGGAAUUAAUGUAAUUAACACAAGUGCAUAAACGACAGCGAAGAGCAACUAAAGCGAAAGCGAAAGCAAAAAGCCGAAACGACUGAAAAACGCAAAUCAAAAAUCAAAAGCAACGAAAUUAACGACCAACAACAACAAAAAAAAACAAUAGUGCUGCAAAGCGAGAAACGCAAAGGAAAACUUUGUCUGUACGUAUGUAUGUGUGUGUUCGCGUAAUGCGCCAACUGAAAGUGAAAUUUCACAAGUGCAAACUCACCAACACACACACACACACACCGUCAACCACCCACCGAACCACAUAAAAUAAAAUAACAAGCACUUGAGUGCACGUGAAUAUAGAAUUGUGUAUUUGUGGCGCUUGUUGUUGGCGCAUGCAGGCGGAAAACGAGCGUUAAACAACCGCCUACCGCGGCAGCCAAAGCAAGCGACAAGCGGCAAGCGACGAAGAAGCUGCCACAUACGAGUAAGUGCAUACGUAAGCGUGUGAGUGCGGUGAGCGCGUGCCAAACGGUGAAUGAGUCGGCAGACAGUCACACAAACACACACAUAUAUAUGAAUAAACAACAACAUAAGUAAGGGUGUGUGAGUGUGUGCAGCAGCUGCUGAAGCGUCAACGGUGGCAUCUCAAGAAACUCGGUGGUCGUAGUAGCACGUCUAAAAUAUCAACUGCAAGAACAACAAAAAAAAUUAACAACAAUAACGAAAAAUUAAUAUGAAAAAACAACAAAAAUAAUAACAAAAACAGUGAGCAGUAACUCUCAAAAAGCAAAUAAUAACAAAGUGAAAGCAGCAACAACAACAACAACAACACAAAAAACAUUUGAAACAACAACAAAAACAUCGUCAACAAACAGCACGCUUGCCAUGAAGCCCGGUAGCAGCAUCAAUCCCACACGGCUCGUACAUCAUAGCGACGGUAAUUAAAAACUUCAAGUGUAAAUGAAUGAGUUUAAUGGACCAAGCCAGAAAGUGUAAGGAAACAAAGAGCGGAACUCUAAAUAUAAGUGAUUAAUACCAAAAUACCGUCUAUGCAAAUCAGCUGAUUUCUACAAUCAUUAAAGCAAGACGUCUUCAGCAUUACGAGCUGGCGUUGCGGGCUUUCUUCUGGACUUCAAUAAACUACUUGAAUAAUAACGGAAAUGUUGCCGCUGUAAUAAGUUGUGAAAAGUGUCAAACAAAAGGAGCAUAAAUCAAAAAAGUUUGAAGGAGUGCCGAAAGGGAGCGCAUGGAAGAAAGAGUAGAAGAAACAGCACUACAAACACUAAAGGCCCAUAAUAAAUAGUUACAACACAAAUACGAACGCUUAAUUAAAAAGCAUAAGAGAGCCCAAAGGAAGCUUUUCUAAAGCUCAUAGAAAAAUAUUGUAAACGAAACUCGUUUAUAAAAGUGAUAAAGCGGCACAAACUAGCAGAAAAUUUGCACAAAUUUCUAUAAAAUAUUUUCUUUUAAUUUUAAAGCAAAAAAGUUUGAUAAAAAGCUUAAUUAAAAGUUAAUAACUAUCAACAAAAUUAAAAAUUAUCCACAACUGUGAUCGAAAGUUUACGUUUCAAAGAGAAAAAACCACAAAGGCACUGUAUUCGACCCACACAAAUUAAGCCAAAGCCAAUUACAAACUCUUCACCAAUAAAAAGCUCAAAAAGCUCACUUCACAUUAAGCACACUAGGCAUAAGAGACAGCACUUCAAAAGCAACGGACAAAAAAUGCCACAAAUCAAGCCACUGCUCAUCAUAUUCCUUUUCGUGGCUACCCAAUGUCCCAACUCAAGCUCACAGAAUCUGCAUGUUUACACUUAUAUUACAGAGCCGAAUUCGCAGCUCGAUCCGGAUCCGGAAUUCUUGGGCACCAUUAGUAAUGUCACAUAUCCGGCGGGACGUGAGGCGAUAUUGGCGUGUUCGGUGCGGAAUUUGGGUAAAAAUAAGGUCGGCUGGUUACGCGCUUCCGAUCAAACUGUGCUCGCACUGCAAGGUCGCGUUGUCACACACAAUGCUCGGAUAAGUGUCAUACAUGAAGAUGCUCACACUUGGAAAUUGAAGAUAAGCAAAUUGCGCGAAAGUGAUCGCGGUUGCUACAUGUGCCAAAUAAAUACGAGUCCAAUGAAAAAGCAAAUCGGUUGCAUCGAUGUACAAGUACCACCCGACAUCAUCAACGAGGAGUCGUCGGCCGAUUUGGCGGUGCAAGAGGGCGAGGAUGCCACAUUGACCUGCAAGGCGACCGGCAAUCCAAUGCCGCGCGUCAUCUGGCGUCGUGAAGAUGGUGAUAUGAUUUUAAUACGCAAGCCGGGGAGUCGUGAACUCAUGAAAGUGGAAUCCUAUAGUGGCUCGUCGUUGCGGCUGGUGCGCUUGGAGCGGCGCCAGAUGGGCGCUUACUUGUGCAUUGCAUCAAAUGAUGUCCCACCGGCAGUUAGUAAACGCGUUUCGCUCAGUGUACAAUUUGCCCCCAUGGUACGCGCUCCCAGCCAAUUGUUAGGCACACCACUCGGCUCCGACGUACAACUGGAAUGUCAUGUCGAGGCCUCACCAUCGCCUGUCUCCUAUUGGCUGAAGGGUGCCCGCACUCCCAGCGGCUAUGCGAGCAUCUCCAAUUCGAAUUUGGAAUCGGGACAGCCGGGGCCGGAAAUGCUGUUGGACGGUCCCAAAUAUGGCAUAACGGAAAAACGUGAUGGCUACCGUGGCGUGAUGCUGCUGGUCGUGCGCUCGUUCUCACCCUCCGAUGUUGGCACAUACCACUGCGUGAGCACGAAUUCCCUCGGCCGUGCAGAGGGCACUCUGAGGCUCUAUGAAAUCAAGUUGCAUCCCGGCAUCGCGUCCAUAAAUGAUGAUCAUCUCAAUUUUAUCAGUGGCAUCGAGGAGGCGGCGCGCGGUGGUGUUCCGGCGACUUCAUUAGCCACAAUUCUGAAGCUUCAUUUGGCAUUUUACAUGGCACAAUUGCUGUUUUCGACGUCGGUCACAGCACCGGCGGUUGGGCGGCAAGCGUAGUUUAUGUUCAAGUUGCGAGACUAAUGCAUUUAUUUAAUAUGUAUUUAGGUAUAUAGAUGUAUAAGUAUACAUAUUUACUUAGCAUGUUUGCUUGUUUGUUCGUUAGUUGGCUAACUAUGUUAAUACGAUUAAGGCGUAAUGGAUGCAUGGCGUUCAAAUCAAAAAGUGAUCUUUGAUCUUCGAAGUUCUCAAACUUAACUUAACAGUUAAUAAUAAUUUGUUUUUAUUCAGAAAAUUUAGAU